CAUCCUGAAUUUUGUCUUUUGCAGGGAGGAAUGUAGUCUUGGAUGAAUUUGGGAACCCCAAAGUGGUUAAUGAUGGGGUGACAAUUGCUCGAGCUAUUGAACUUGCAGAUGCUAUGGAGAAUGCUGGUGCAGCCCUUAUAAGAGAGGUUGCAAGUAAAACCAAUGAUUCUGCUGGCGAUGGGACAACGACUGCAUCAGUUCUUGCUCGUGAAAUCAUCAAAUUAGGCUUAUUGAGUGUUACUUCUGGUGCAAAUCCAGUCUCAAUCAAGAAAGGGAUUGAUAAAACUGUACAGGGGCUAGUGGAAGAGUUGGAGAAGAAAGCUAGGGCUGUUAAAGGCGGUGAUGAUGUUAAAGCUGUUGCCACAAUCUCUGCCGGCAAUGAUGAGGUUAUUGGGACCAUGAUUGCUGAUGCAAUUGACAAGGUUGGCCCUGAUGGGGUUUUGUCCAUUGAGUCUUCAUCAUCUUUUGAGACAACUGUUGAUGUUGAAGAAGGAAUGGAGAUUGACCGUGGUUAUAUCUCCCCACAAUUUGUGACUAACCCAGAGAAAAUGAUAGCUGAAUUUGAAAAUGCCAGGGUCCUGGUAACUGAUCAGAAAAUUUCAGUGAUAAAGGACAUUAUCCCGCUGUUAGAGAAGACCACACAACUGAGGACUCCUCUGCUUAUUGUUGCUGAAGAUAUCACUGGGGAGGCUUUGGCUACUCUAGUUGUGAACAAGUUACGUGGUAUUCUCAACGUUGCUGCUAUCAAAGCACCUGGUUUUGGUGAGAGGCGAAAGGCUUUGCUUCAAGACAUUGCAAUUAUGACUGGAGCUGAGUUUCAAGCUAGUGAUCUGGGGUUGCUGAUAGAGAACACCUCAGUUGAACAACUUGGUGUGGCAAGAAAAGUGACAAUUACCAAGGACUCCACCACAAUUAUUGCUGAUGCUGCAACUAAGGAUGAGAUUCAAGCUAGAAUUGCACAGAUAAAAAGGGAGUUGGCUGAGACAGAUUCCGUUUACGAUUCUGAGAAGCUGGCUGAGAGAAUUGCUAAGCUCUCAGGUGGAGUUGCUGUUAUAAAAGUGGGAGCUGCAACAGAGACUGAGCUUGAGGAUCGUAAACUUCGAAUUGAGGAUGCCAAGAAUGCCACUUUUGCUGCCAUUGAGGAAGGGAUUGUACCUGGUGGUGGGACAGCUCUGGUUCACUUGUCCGCUUAUGUCCCAGCCAUUAAGGAGAAGCUUGAAGAUGCGGAUGAAAGGCUUGGUGCUGACAUUGUGCAAAAGGCGAUAGUAGCACCGGCAUCAUUGAUUGCUCAGAAUGCUGGUGUGGAAGGUGAGGUGGUUGUAGAGAAGAUCAAGGCAAGUGAGUGGGAAGUUGGAUACAAUGCCAUGACAGACGAGUACCAGAACUUGAUGGAGGCUGGAGUGAUUGACCCGGCUAAGGUGGUAAGGUGUGAGUUGCAGAAUGCAGCAUCCGUGGCAGGAAUGGUCCUCACUACUCAGGCAAUUGUCGUCGAGAAGCCUCAGCCAAAGACACCUGCAGCUGGACCUCCUCAAGGCCUUACCGUAUAAUUCUGUGGUGAAAGUUUGUAACUUUUGUAGGUGAGUAGUGCUGUGAGGCUGGCUUUGUGAUCCAUACCAUAUAGAAUGAGGUGUUCACUGCUGCCACAUGUGGUGGUUCAAACUAAAGUGCUUUGGCGAUGAAGGCAGCAUUUCAGCGGGAUUUUUAUUUUCCUUGUACGAGUUAGGAUUGAAAACAUAAUGGAAUGGAUAACUAAAUCUUAACGUACAGUAUGAGAAAUUUUAAGACUUGGAUCGUCUUACCACCA
Molecule: messenger RNA, 1804 nt
Organism: Macadamia integrifolia
Lineage: Eukaryota; Viridiplantae; Streptophyta; Magnoliopsida; Proteales; Proteaceae
Product: ruBisCO large subunit-binding protein subunit alpha, chloroplastic
Exons: 6
Coding region: 114-1547 (477 amino acids)
Biological process (GO): protein refolding
Molecular function (GO): ATP-dependent protein folding chaperone; ATP binding
Source: RefSeq, a predicted model, not a curated record